Penicillium subrubescens is the source of this 1893-nucleotide messenger RNA. RefSeq names its product ABC1 kinase family protein. The record is from RefSeq and is a predicted model, not a curated record. Bases 1 to 1893 code for a protein of 630 amino acids. Gene Ontology annotation, cellular component: mitochondrial inner membrane. The transcript is spliced from 4 exons. Lineage: Eukaryota; Fungi; Ascomycota; Eurotiomycetes; Eurotiales; Aspergillaceae. Gene Ontology annotation, biological process: mitochondrion organization; lipid homeostasis.
AUGAGCGCUGCGCUUCGCGUACCGCUGCGGGCCUGCGCCAAUCCCGCCACGGUUAUCGGACAAUCGUUCAAACCCUCGAUUUCGACUUCGAUUUCCAUUCCCGCCGGCGCAUCGUUCCAUACACACUCGAAAUCUGCUCUGCACACGUCGCCAGUAACGUGCGCAAAUACUGUGAAGUCAUGGGGUCCUCCACAGAAUUGCACAAACUCGAUCUCGGCGACUGCGAAACGGUCUUUUGCCAGUAGGACUUCGUCGCUGCUUUCCGCAGAGGCUUCGAGUUUGAAGAGUAAUGCCGCGGAGGUCAAGUCAAGCCCCGCGCUGAGGAAUUAUGCCAAAUAUUUGGUGAUACUGGGUCUGCUUGGUGCUGGAGCAUUUGCGUUCUCAGAUAAUGUCCAGCAUAUUUAUGGUGCGGCGCAGAGAAGUGGGCGUGUGGUUGGUACUCUAGCCGUUUGUAUCAAUGACUACCGCGUUACCCUCAAUCAAGCCGCCGUCGCAUCCCCCGAAGACUACGACGCUCUAAUCCGCGCAUGCCACAAGCGCUGUGCAGAGCGCACCCUGCGCGUAUUGGAGAAGAACGGGUCAAUCUUCAUCAAGCUUGGCCAGCAUCUUAGCAGCAUGGGCUACCUCCUCCCUAUCGAAUGGACCUCGACUUUCAUCCCGCUUCAGGACAAAUGCCCCGUCUCAUCUAUCGAGUCAAUCGAACAGAUGUUCGUUACCGACACUGGCCAGACAAUCGACGAGCUAUUCAGUUCGUUCGAGCCCACGCCUAUAGGUGCAGCCUCUCUUGCUCAAGUUCAUAUCGCCACGCUGAAAGAGACUGGUCAGAAAGUUGCUGUCAAGGUGCAGCAUCCUGCUCUUGCGGAGUGGGUGCCGCUGGAUCUUUCGUUGACUCGGUUUACGUUCUCGAUGCUCAAGCGCUUCUUCCCGGAAUAUGACCUUGAGUGGUUGUCGCGAGAGAUGGAUUUGUCUCUGCCUGUUGAAUUGGAUUUCCGUAUGGAGGCUCAGAAUGCUACCGCUGCCAGCGAGUAUUUCAAGAAGCACUCUGACGCGCCAUUGGUUAUUCCCGAAGUGAUGUGGUCGCAAAAGCGCAUUCUCGUCAUGGAAUUCAUCGCCGGCCGCCGCCCCGACGACCUCGCCUUCCUCGACGCCAACAACAUCGACCGCGACGAAGUCUCCGCCGCAUUCGCCCACAUCUUCAACGAAAUGAUCUUCGGCGACGAAGCCCCGCUACACUGCGACCCUCAUGGCGGCAACAUCGCCAUUCGUCCCAACCCUACCCGCAGCCAUCCCAACUUCGACAUCAUCCUGUACGACCACGGUCUAUACCGCAACAUCGACCGCGAUCUGCGCCGCAACUACGCCAAGCUGUGGCUUGCUGUGAUUGACGCCGAUGUACCCCGGAUGCGCGAGUAUGCCUACAAGGUGGCCGGUGUCACAGACGAGCAGUUCCCACUCUUUGCUAGCGCUAUUACCGGUCGUGAUUAUAGCGUGUUGACGAAGAAGAACGUUGCUUCUGCGCGGACGGCUGAGGAAAAGAAGGAGGUCACGAGUGCUCUGGGCGAGGGCAUGUUGCAGCAGCUUGUCGUGUUGCUCGGCCAGGUACCGCGUAUUAUUUUGUUGAUUUUGAAAACGAAUGAUUUGACCCGCAGUCUCGACGAAAACCUCCACACCCGCCAAGGCCCCAUGCGCACAUUCCUCAUCCUAGCGCGAUACGCCACCCGCACCGUCUUUGAAGAACAAAUGGAAUCCAUCCGUGAAUCGGGCGGUGUCUUCAUGAACUUCUUCCAGUUCCUGUCCGCGUGGGCUGGCUUCCUCCGCGUCGAAGUGAGACUAUCUGUCUAUGAGACUGUGUUAUCGUUGAAGAGUCGCUUUGGACUGCAGACUGGCUUUUAG